AUGGGUCACACUAUCGCGGGCGAAAAGGUCCAAGCUGUUGAGUCUCAGACAGAUGUGCUCAUCAUCGGCGCAGGGCCGGCCGGCCUAAUGGCGGCAUACUGGAUGGCGGUUUGUGGUGUAAAAGCUCGAAUAAUCGACAAGAGAGGCACAAAAGUCUUCACUGGCCAGGCCGAUGGUUUACGCCCUAGGACCCUGGAGAUAUUCGAUAGCAUGGGGUUCCAGCAUCGUGUUAUCCACGAAGGCCAUGUGGCUGUUGAGGCUAAUUUUUGGGUGCCAGAUGAAGCCGGCAAACUGACCAGACAAGGUCCUCAUUGCAGUUCAAAGAUCAACGAGUCGAAUAAUCACAACAUGCUACUAAACCAAGGACGCAUCGAGAGAUUCCUCAUUGAUACAAUUCGCAAAUACUCAGAUCUUGAAGUGGAGAGGGGAAUCAUCGCCGAGUCUUUUGAAUAUGAUGAGGAAAUUGAAAAGGACCUCGAUGCCUACCCGAUCACAGUUAAGCUUCGCACUUUGAGUGAUGAAGAGGCGAAUCCGGGUCAUAUCUCUACAGAUGGAUCUGGAUCACAGCCGGCCAAUGGACAAGGUAGAGGGAGCUUACUACCUGAUGACUGGGAGGAACUAAUACAGAAAAGUCGACUCCGUCAGACCAAGACAGAUAUCGUGAAAGCAAAAUUCAUUAUCGGCUGUGAUGGCGCUCAUAGUUGGACCCGGAAGCAGGUGAAUAUCCCACUGGAGGGGUCAAGCUCAGAGCACAUAUGGGGAGUCAUUGAUGUUGUCCCUCUCUCCAACUUCCCGGACAUGCGUCGCCUGGGAACAAUAACGCAUUCUUCCGGAACAAUCCUAGUCAUUCCUCGCGAAAGAAGACUGGUUAGACUCUAUGUCCCCGUCCAAAUAGUCGACAGCACCUCAACCAACCGUUUCGACCGCUCAGCAAUAACACUCGAAAUGAUCAAAUCCCGCGUGCAAGCAAUAAUGAGCCCCUACACCUUCGACUUCCAGAUCUGCGACUGGUGGACCGCAUACCAAGUGGGUCAGCGCGUCGCCCCAGCAUUCAACAAGGGAAACCGUAUCUUCCUUGCCGGCGAUGCGGUCCAUACACAUUCACCUAAGGUAGGACUGGGUAUGAAUAUGAGUAUGCAGGACGGGUUCAAUAUUGGAUGGAAGUUAGCCAUGGUUGCAGUCGGUGCGGCGAAUCCUGCUAUCUUGGAUACGUAUAAUGCCGAGCGACAUCCGUUGGCAGAAAUGUUGCUUGAAUUCGAUAGACUCUGGUCGGACGAGUUUACGGAGACAACGGGUGCAGAUGGACCCGCGGCACCUGAUAAGGCGGAUCGAAUGGUUCAUGUCGUGGAGAAAUAUAUGGAUUUCGCGGACGGUUUGAGAACUUAUUACCCUGCUAGUCCGCUUGUUUGGAAAGUCUCGGAGGAGGAAGGUCCUGAGGCUGCGCGGAAUUUGAUUCCUGGAGAACGGAUUUCGCCGAUUAAGUUGCGCAACCAGGCGGAGGGUAAUUCGAGGUGGACGACUAGAUUGCUCGAAAGUGAUGGUUCCUACAGAAUUAUUGUUCUGGCUGGUGAUGUUCGGGUUGAGGAGCAGAAGAAACGGGUGGAGGCUCUUGGUAGGUUCUUGUCGGCAGAGGAUAAGACGAGGGUUUCUCCUUUGCAUCGCUACGUCCCUAUUCCGGGAAGGAAGGAUCAGAUCCAGGUCGUUACUAUACAUAGUGCCCCGUGGAAGGAGGUGGAGUUCUUUGAUUUCCCGGAAAUCUUUCGUCCAUUCGACCCUGUCAUGGGCUGGGGAUACGAUGAUAUUUGGUGUGAUAAUUCUUGUACUUGGGACCCGCACUGUGGAGGUGAGGGGUACGAGAAAUGGGGAGUUGAUAGGACGCGAGGUGCAAUGCUUGUUCUUCGACCGGAUCAGUAUAUUGGGUGGGUGGGUGAGUUGGAGGAGGUGAAGGAUAUGACUGACUACUUAGAUGGUGUGCUUAUCAAGAUGCCAACACCUGAAAUCUAG
Penicillium waksmanii is the source of this 2004-nucleotide messenger RNA. RefSeq names its product putative phenol 2-monooxygenase. The coding region runs from base 1 to 2004 and encodes 667 amino acids. The transcript is spliced from 5 exons. Gene Ontology annotation, molecular function: FAD binding. Lineage: Eukaryota; Fungi; Ascomycota; Eurotiomycetes; Eurotiales; Aspergillaceae. The record is from RefSeq and is a predicted model, not a curated record.